This is a messenger RNA of Marasmius oreades (fairy-ring Marasmius), 2085 nucleotides long. RefSeq lists its product as uncharacterized. The record is from RefSeq and is a predicted model, not a curated record. The transcript has 12 exons. Gene Ontology annotation, molecular function: transmembrane transporter activity. Gene Ontology annotation, cellular component: brush border membrane. Gene Ontology annotation, biological process: transmembrane transport. Bases 1 to 2085 code for a protein of 694 amino acids. Lineage: Eukaryota; Fungi; Basidiomycota; Agaricomycetes; Agaricales; Marasmiaceae.
AUGCUCCAUCACUUCGACAAAGUUGUUAUGAUGGUUGGGCUUCAGAAUGGACAGCAGGACAUUGAUGGUGAUGACGCGGUAUGCGACGCCAUUGAUCUGGAGGAUGAAGAGCAGCCAAAUUCAAAUUUCGCAAUAAUCCAGCCGAUGGCUACUCCGUUGCCUGUCAUGUCGAUGACCGUGCUUUCGAUUGUCGGUUUUUUCAUGCAUUCACGGCUAAUCCUGCUACGCGCUAACGAUACAUUCGGUGGAUUCAAGGUCAUGCUGAGCGAGUUCUUAUCUGCGAACGUGUCCUCACCUUUCAUUUUCUUCAUGGUGAAAGAGUUUGGCGUUGAUGAAGUGCCGUUUUGGACGGGAAUCUUGGUCUCGACAUUCUUCCUAUCCCAAUUUGCCGCGUCCCUUCUAUGGACAACGAUCGCAUCUUACACUUCCCCUCGGCUUGUAUUAAUCCUCACCCUAUCCGGUUCGGCACUAUCAACCGUCGUAUUUGGGUGUUCGUCCACUCUUCCGGUUGCGAUGGUCGCUCGGUUAGCUCAAGGGAUGUUUGCAGGUGGUAUUGGAGUGGCUAAGGCAGCCGUGGUGGGUAUUACUGAUGAGAGUAACGAACCGACUGUGUGGGGGAUUCUAGGGUUUUGUUGGGGGAUGGGAGGCGUUGCGGCUGCGGUCAUUGGAGGAAUCUUUGAACGGCCGGCGACGAAGUGGAAGGUUUUUGAUAGAGUGUUCUUUCGAGGACUUCCAUAUUUCCUUCCGUGUGCCAUAGCAUCAGCGGUAAUGCUCACCGGCGGUGCCUUAGCUUGUUUUCUCGCACCAGAUAUCAGACCUCGAGCCCGUCGAGUCUCUUUUGACACUGGAAAGCUGACAACCGCUGUAGCCACUUCCUUGGUUCUCGUUCAGCAUUCUACAUCCCGGAUCAGCUCGAUUCGGAGUGUCGUUCCGCGAUCUCUCGUGAAGAAGAUCUCCCUUUCACAGGUCUUCAGUGAGGGCGAUUCUUGUAUGCCUCUGCUUUCGUCCAGUCUUCCAGGAGGAUAUUCCAGUAUUGCUACCAACGAUUUAGGUUCGCGAGCAGGGUCAAGGUCGAGAUGGUUUGAUAGCCUCGGAAGGCGAUCCGUAAAUCCCCUUGCUAUCCCGAAUGACCACGAGUCGGAAGGAGUUUCUGGCCGAGGACGUGCGUUACAUCGAGUACUACGAGAGCAAGGGUCUCUCUCCCGCAAUCGAGAUAUCACGCCGCGUCCUGUUGAUCGUACGGAUACAAAUCGUUUUUUCCCCCGUUCCGAUACCUUUGACUCUGCAAUUUCCAUCCCUGUUUCUCUGUCUAUCGUAGACCGAAUAUUUCCACUGGAUGCAACCAGUGUCUCGGGCCCGUUUAUACCUGAACCUCCCGUUCCUCAUCCUCUCCCACUUGCGCCUAUCCCAGAGGCUAUUUCUUCUCUUCCUGGUAUGCUGGCGGAGAAACCUGAAGGCGGGCAGGUACAGUGGAAGGACGAGUUACCGAUAGGCUUGAUCACGCAGUAUGGGCUAUUAGCGUUACACACGACAACGCACGAUCAAGUGUUUUUGGCAUAUUUUACAAGGAAAUACGAGGAGGGUGGCGUUGGGUUUGGAGCUGAGGAGUUUGCGGGCUUGAUUGCGUUGAUGUGUGGCUUUCAGCUGGUUUAUCAGUUUUAUCUCUAUUCGAAAAUUGGACCACCUAACGGUCCCUUUACGCAUUUGACGAUCUUCCGAGCGUCAUGGGUUCUUUAUAUCAUUUCCUAUCUGUCGGUUGCCACGUAUCGAGGGGUGUUCAGUGGCGGUUCAUUGAUGGUUGCACUUGUGGGGAGCACCGCGAUAAGAUAUUGCGGAAACACGUUUGCGUUCACUUCUAUUGCGAUUCUUAUUAACACAAUGACACCUCCGUCAUCAGUUGGCUAUGCCAACGGCGUUGCGCAAAGUGUGGUUAGUCUGGCGAGGUGUUUUGGGCCUGUUUUGGGUGGGUUGCUAUGGUCUGUGAGUACGGAUCUGAACCCGUCGAUGUAUUGGAUAAGUUUUGUGGGUUGUGUUGGGGUAUGUGCGGCCGCCGUUGUUCAUGGGAUGGUUAUCGAGAUGAAGUGA